ACUGACAUGAAACAAUAAGCUGUACGAUCGUUAAAAUAGAAAAUGUUCUCUGUAAAUAUAAACAUGUGCUUUUAAAAAUUUAUUAAAUUUUAAAUGUAAAGCUGAGUAAUUACGAUUUGAUGGAAUAAUAAAAAUUAGCCAUCAUGACAAAUGUAUUAAAAGAAAUUUAUGAGAAAACAGCGGAAUACACCGCCUUUUAUACUGGUGGAGAUAUACAGUGGUCAGUAGAUGGGGCUAAUCUGCUUUGCCAAUGUGAUGAUAUGAUCAAGGUAAUUGAUGUCAAUACACUUUCUACUAGUCUAGUCAUUGGCGACCCCGGUGAAGAUGCAGAGAGUGACCAAAUUUAUACUUUUCUAAUGUCUUACAACAAUGAAUCAGUUGUGUCUGCACAUAAAAGUGGCCUAAUGAAACUUUGGGAUCGAACUUCAGGCAAACAGCUGAAGGUUUGGCGAUCUGGCCACAAAGGGCCAGUAGCUCGAUUAGCAUUUGAUUCAAACAAUGAAAGCCUGGCUUCUGGGGGCUCUGAUGGCAAUAUCAGAUUAUGGGAUCUCUCCCAUCAUACCUGUACAAGCAGUUUGAGAGGUGCUAUGGGAGUCUUUACUGUAUUGAUAUACCACCCGGAUCCUUCAAAAGAAUUAAUAUUUGGAGCAGCAGAUGAUACAAAGAUUAGGUCAUGGAAUUCUAAAAAUGGAAAGGAAAGUGGGAUAUAUUCUGGUCAUUUCAGUAAAGUUACAUCAUUACAGUUUACUUCAGAUGGUGAGCAUAUGGUGAGUUCAGGCAGGGACAGGGUACUAAUCUUAUGGAAAUUGAAUGAAAGCAAAGCUUUGAGGGUAAUACCUGUGUAUGAAAGUAUAGAGUCUACUGUACUUUUGCCUCCUUCAUUUAAAAUACCACAUUUCACAAAAAAAUUGGAGACUGAUGGCAUUUAUGUUGCAUGUGCAGGAGAAAAAGGGGUGGUAAAAAUUUGGAACAUGCAUAUGAGUCGUUUGAUGUAUGAACAAAACAAUAGUUUGGUGUCUCCUGCAUCUGAAGAGGGUGGCCUUGCUGUCACACACUUGCUGUACAAUCAGGCUCGAAAUAUGUUAUCUGUGGUCACUGUAGAUCAUAAUAUAAUUAUACAUGAUUUGGAAACCUUUGGUUGUAUGAAGCAAAUGAUUGGUUUUACUGAUGAAGUGCUGGAUAUUAUAUUUAUAGGUAAAGAUGAAGCCCAUAUUGUUGUAGCCACAAAUAGUAGAGAUUUAAAGUAUUAUGAGUUAGAUAGUAUGAAUUGUCAAAUAUUAAAAGGUCAUACAGAUAUUGUUUUAUCCAUGGCUGCAUUUCCAACUAAGCCUGAAGUUUUUGUGUCAUCAGCUAAAGAUAAUUCCGUGAGAAUUUGGAUACAAGAUACUACCAAAAUUGUCAAAUGCAUAGGUGUUGGAACAAGGCAUACUGCAUCAGUGGGAUCUGUGUAUGCAUCUCAAACAUCCUCAAACUUUUUUACAUCAGUCAGCCAAGAUAAUUGUUUGAAAGUUUGGACUGUUCCAACUGAUUUAGAUAAUUGUGAGCAGCAAAUAAAAUCUAGUUACACUGAGCUGGCACAUAACAUGGAUAUUAACUGUGUUGCUAUUUCACCCAAUGAUAAAAUUAUUGCCACUGGUUCUCAAGAUAAGACAGCAAAAUUGUGGACGGAAGAUUUAGCAUUAUUAGGAAUUCUAAAAGGCCACAGGAGAGGGGUGUGGUGUGUUAAAUUUUCACCUGUUGAUCAAGUUGUGAUGACUUCUUCUGCUGAUUGUUCCAUUAAACUUUGGUCAAUUGCAGAUUUGAGUUGUUUAAAAACAUUUGAAGGCCAUGAGAGUUCAGUGUUAAAGGUAGAGUUUCUUAGUAGAGGUCAGCAAAUUAUUUCAAGUGGUGCUGAUGGGCUUUUGAAAUUGUGGAAUAUCAAAUCUUCUGAUUGCAAAAUGUCAUUAGACAACCAUGAUGGCAAAAUUUGGUCUUUGGCUGUUAAAAAAGAUGAAUCUGUGCUUGUAACUGGAGGGUCUGAUUCAAAAUUAGUGACACUUAAAGACGUGACUAUAGAACGACGGGAAAAACUUGCCAAGGAACGAGAACAACAGAUUUUGCAAGAACAAGAGUUAAAUAAUUUAUUACAUGACAAAAAAAUGGUAAAAGCUUUGAAACUGGCGCUGCGUAUGGAGAGACCAUUACAUGUUUUAAAGAUUGUGAAUGAAGUUCUAAAGUCAGGAACUGAUAAGCUAUAUGACACACUUAAAGAAAUCAAUAACACCCAAAAAGAAACACUGCUGAAGUUUGCUGCCGAGUGGAACACAAAUAAUAAGAACUGUCAUGCUGCACAAAUAGUUUUUAAUAUCUUAUCGCCAGAAAUAAUAUCUGGUAACUUGAAACUACCAGCCUUAGCCAGUUUUAUUGAAGGUGCUCUGCCGUACAGUGAAAGACAUUUUGAAAGAUUGACCAAUUUAUUGCAAGACUUAAAUUUUAUUACAUACACUGUAAACUGUAUGCAACCCCACUCUAUAAAUAAUCAAUAAAAAAUAUUUAAGGCUAA
Molecule: messenger RNA, 2542 nt
Organism: Plodia interpunctella (Indianmeal moth)
Lineage: Eukaryota; Metazoa; Arthropoda; Insecta; Lepidoptera; Pyralidae
Exons: 2
Coding region: 144-2525 (793 amino acids)
Biological process (GO): endonucleolytic cleavage in 5'-ETS of tricistronic rRNA transcript (SSU-rRNA, 5.8S rRNA, LSU-rRNA); endonucleolytic cleavage to generate mature 5'-end of SSU-rRNA from (SSU-rRNA, 5.8S rRNA, LSU-rRNA)
Cellular component (GO): nucleolus; small-subunit processome; 90S preribosome
Molecular function (GO): protein binding; U3 snoRNA binding
Source: RefSeq, a predicted model, not a curated record